This is a messenger RNA of Anopheles stephensi (Asian malaria mosquito), 1974 nucleotides long. RefSeq lists its product as uncharacterized. The coding region runs from base 557 to 1501 and encodes 314 amino acids. The record is from RefSeq and is a predicted model, not a curated record. The transcript has 5 exons. NCBI's taxonomy places the organism in Eukaryota, Metazoa, Arthropoda, Insecta, Diptera, Culicidae.
AGUCAACGUGCUUCAAUUGCGCGGUUGGCCUAGUUCACCCGCGGGACAUGAGCAACGUGUCCCGACCGUCAGGCGACUGCGUCUCUCCGUGUGGGACUCGGUUAAAGGUGUGCGUGCAUAGGAAAAAUGCGGAAGCGGUGGUGCAUUCUGGUGCCCCUUUUUUUGUGUCGAGUAAGAACUGUGUGCAGUGUCGAACGGUCGGGUCUCGAGGAAAUCGAGGUGCCACGUUGCAGCGAGCGGUGCGCACGGGAGGUCUAAAAAUAGUCUCACUUACAGAAGACUUGCCGGCGUACGUGGCUGAGUGGUGUUUGAAUCACGCCUCAGACUUGCCUAGCCGAACGGCCAGAUGUAGGCCACAUUGCGGGCGUUCGCUGCCUACCACUACUAUGGAGAAGCAAGCUGACCAGAACAUUCUGACGCAUCCCGUGGGUGUGAAGUGACUCAGGCUGAGAAGUUUUGUCUCCGGGUUUUGGUCGGUAGAACGGUCAGAAUUGUACGACGACUUGGCGAUAUUGGCGUCUCCAAAGCCCAUCACACACACACAAAACCGGACAGGAUGUCGGACACGGAGGCGGAUGCACAUGCCAGCACGAACGGUAGCGCGACGAACGGUACGCCCCAACCGCUGCUCCCAUCACAGAAGGUCCUCGAGGAGGAGGAGGCCGAACGGUUGGCCGAGGAGGAACGCAAGCGUAACCGUGAGCCUCCGAUCAUCUUCACCGAGGUUGACUCAAAGCUGGAGCUGGAGCGUUUGGUCGACUUCGUCGACGGGAAGCUGUCCGAGGAUGAGCAGGAAGCGGUCGAUCAGCUGCAUCAGUAUCUGCUGCUCGGCGAAGGUGCGUGGACGUUUGGCGACUGUUUCCUCGUGUUUGUCGGCCGCAUCUUCCGCGACCAGGAAGCGUUCUCCACAGACGUGCGCGUCCAUCUGCUGCGGGCGCUCGCGAACUGUGCACUGAAGGAGGACAUCAUACUGCUGCUGCACCAGGACCGGAAGGAGCACGUGCUGAUGAACUUUGCCCAGGACAUUGAUCGACAUCCGCCCGAGGAGCAGCAAUCGAUUGCACUCUUUAUGUGCAACCUGUUUGAGAAUAACAACGCAUCGGAGUGGUUGCUGUACAUCUCCGAAUGGAACUACAACGGGCUGACCACGUCGAAUAUACGGGCGACGACGAAGGUCGCGGUACACUGUCUGCUGGCCACCUGUCCCCGGUUGCAGGACAUCGGCACCGCGCUCGUGCACAACAUCGCCUGCAAGGAGGUGAAGACGGUCGUGUUCGAUGACGUUGCGGUCGAGAUCUCGAUGGCGUUGCUGCAGUUCUUCAACAGCUCCCCAACGGAGGAACAUCUCUUCCGCACGAUGAAAGCGUUGGCGAAGUUCGUCCAGGUGUCACCGGAUGUGCCGCAGUUUGUGCAGAUGAUCGGUCCACAUCCGAAGAACUUCAAGGGCAAAAGCGAACGGGUCGAUGGACUGAUCGAGCAGAUCAGCAAGAAGAUACGCUAGGCGAGGCCCUCGUCGUUCCCACUCGCUCUCCCACUCGGCUUUCCAGAUCUCCCCAACGCGAACCUUGGCCAGGAUCCGGAGGCUCUUUCUAUAGUAGGAUGAAAGCCGAACCAGCACGCACACAACUGAUGUUACAGCUAACCUUACAAACUAACACACACACACCCUUUACAGCUAAGUUGUGCCGCUUGCUUCGAUGCGUACACUCGGGCACACUAAUUAACCCUUUGUAGAACGCGUUCUACAAGAUGGACGAAAGAGAGAGAGGGAGAGAGGGAGAGAGAGAGAGAGGGAGAGAGAGAGACAAUACCUUUCCGGUGCAGUUGUAGGCGUGUAGCGGCGUGAGUGACAUGAGCAGACGCGACAAUUGAUGAUGACGGACGGCGGUAGGCGUUAAAUUGCUGAUAAAACACAAAACAAAACCUGCGUAAUUGAAUAAACUUAACGUAACCUGUACUACUUAUGAUAAAAAA